AUGGGGAGAAAUAAGUUUCACGUUACAGUAAAAUGCAAAAACAAACCUGGAGGGUUUGUUGAACUGCUUGAAACUAUUGCAAGGAAUGGCCUAGAAAUUACUGAAAUCAGCUCCUUCGCCUUUUCUGGCUUCUCUCUGAUUGUUUUCGGCGUUGAGGCAAAAGGUGAGAAGGAGAUUACCAUUGCCGAGUUAAGGAAGCUUCUGUUGAUGAUAAUCGGAGUACCUGAAGAGAAUGAUAAAGGGGUUACCGUUAAUGAGUAGUGGUAAUUCAGGGAUUUAGAAUAUGAACUAUAUAACUUUCAAUCCUUAUUUCAUUAGAAGUUAUACAAAGAACUUCUUGCUGUAACUCAAAAUACAAAGAACUUCUCGUUUUUCCUUUCUCCAGUUUCAGCCUAUUAAAUUUAGCAUCACAUGAUUGGUACUAAGAUAGAUUCAGGAACCUGGCACAUCAAAAGCAUUAGUGUUAAUAUUGUAUUCACUUAUAAAUUUAUUUUAUGAAUAUCAGAUGGAUGGUAUAUUUGUUUAUGAUU
This is a messenger RNA of Asparagus officinalis (garden asparagus), 530 nucleotides long. Its product is annotated as transcription factor ABORTED MICROSPORES-like. NCBI's taxonomy places the organism in Eukaryota, Viridiplantae, Streptophyta, Magnoliopsida, Asparagales, Asparagaceae. The record is from RefSeq and is a predicted model, not a curated record. The transcript is spliced from 2 exons. The coding region runs from base 1 to 261 and encodes 86 amino acids.